This is a messenger RNA of Coffea arabica (coffee), 2624 nucleotides long. Its product is annotated as G-type lectin S-receptor-like serine/threonine-protein kinase SD2-5. Gene Ontology annotation, molecular function: protein serine/threonine kinase activity; ATP binding. The record is from RefSeq and is a predicted model, not a curated record. Gene Ontology annotation, biological process: protein phosphorylation. NCBI's taxonomy places the organism in Eukaryota, Viridiplantae, Streptophyta, Magnoliopsida, Gentianales, Rubiaceae.
UGUCCAGUGUUCAGAAUAGAGGCAGGUUGAAUCUGGGAUUUCAGGGCUCAAAUGAAUUGGAUAGAUAAUGAUGGGCUGAUUCUUCUCUCCAACAAUUCGGUUUUCGCGUUUGGUUUCAACCCCACACAAGAUGUCACUUUGUUUCAACUUGUGGUUGUUCGCAAUGGCGGCUCAACAAUCAUUUGGUCUGCUAAUAGAGGCAAUCUGAUUCAUAAUUCAGAUUUACUCAUAUUCGACAGAAGCGGGAAUGCUUACUUGCAAAGUGGGGGAUCCACUAUUUGGUCCACAGGUACUGCCAACAAAGGAGUUGUAGCAAUGGAAUUGCUGGACUCGGGGAAUUUGGUACUUGUUGGCAAUGAUAGCAGCGUAAUAUGGCAGAGUUUUAGCCAUCCAACUGAUACCCUUAUGUCGAAUCAGGAGUUCACUGAAGGAAUGAAACUUGUUAGCAAUCCCAGCUCCAAUAACUUGAGCUACUCCCUCGAGAUAAAGUCUGGAGAUGUGAUUCUGUCGGCAGAUUAUCAGCCUCCGCAGCCGUACUGGGCCAUGGGAAAGGAUAACAGAAGAAUCAUCAACAAGGAUGGUGGGUAUGUUGUAUCUGCAACUCUUGAAGCCAAUUCUUGGAGGUUUUAUGGACAAAAUCGAGCGUUGCUUUGGCAGUUUUUAUUCUCUGAUAACCGGGACGCAAAUGCCACAUGGGUGGCAGUUCUGGGAAGUGAUGGUUUGAUUAUUUUCAGCCUUCUUCAAUCUGAUAAUACCAUUAGCGCCUCCUCAGUACAAAUACCACAAGAUCAGUGCAGCAGACCUGCAGCUUGCGAUCCAUAUUUCGUUUGUUACAGCGGCAACAAAUGCCAGUGCCCUUCAACCCUUCCCUCUUGCAAACUAGGGAAUGUCUCGUUCUGCAACAGCUCACAGGACUCUGUGGAGCUUGUGAAUGCAGGGGAUGGUCUUAGUUACUUUGCUCUCGGGUUUGUUCCACCCUCUCAGAAAACAGAUUUAAAUGGCUGCAAAGCCUCUUGUCAAGGAAACUGCUCCUGUGCUGCUAUGUUCCAUGACAGCAAUUCGGGAAACUGUUUCCUGUUUGAUCAGAUAGGAAGUUUGCAGGGUUCCACUAAUGGACCUAACUAUGCUUCUUAUAUUAAGGUCUUGACUAGUGCUGGCGGCGGGGCAAAUCAAGGAGGUGGUGGAACUAACAAAGCACGCUUUGUGAUUGUCAUCGUGAUUGUGAUCUCAACUGUGCUCGUUAUCGUUGGUCUUCUUUAUGCAGGUUAUCGUUACCACCAGAAGAAAAACAAGGCAUUUCCUGAAUCCCCCAAAGAGUCUUUGGAGGAGGAAAAUUUUUUGGAAAAUUUAACUGGAAUGCCAGUUCGUUUUAGCUACAAUGAUCUUCAGACUGCAACUAAUAACUUCAGUGUGAAGCUUGGUCAAGGUGGUUUUGGUUCUGUUUACCAGGGGAUUCUUCCUGAUGGCACUCGAUUGGCUGUGAAGAAAUUGGAAAGCAUAGGUCAAGGGAAGAAAGAAUUUCGGGCUGAAGUUAGCAUUAUUGGCAUUCAUCAUCUUCAUUUGGUCAGGCUUAAAGGCUUUUGUGCUGAAGGAAGUCACCGUCUCCUUGUCUACGAGUACAUGGCAAAUGGAUCUCUUGAUAGAUGGCUUUUCCGAAAAAAAGGGGAAUUCAUGUUGGAUUGGGAAACUAGGUACAGCAUUGCACUAGGAACAGCUAAAGGUCUGGCUUAUCUCCAUGAAGAUUGUGAUGUGAAGAUUGUUCAUUGUGAUAUAAAGCCUGAGAAUGUACUUCUUGAUGACCACUUUCUUGCGAAAGUCUCAGAUUUUGGUCUUGCCAAGCUUAUGACUCGAGAGCAGAGUCAUGUUUUCACAACAUUAAGGGGAACAAGGGGGUAUCUUGCACCAGAAUGGAUCACAAACUAUGCUAUAUCGGAGAAAAGUGACGUUUACAGUUAUGGCAUGGUGCUGCUAGAGAUAAUUGGAGGUCGAAAGAACUAUGAUCCCUCACAGUCCUCAGAGAAAUCCCAUUUUCCAACUUAUGCUUUUAAAAUGAUGGAAGACGGAAAAUUGAAGGACAUCAUUGAUACAAGUUUGAAGAUAGGUGAAGACGAUGAGAGGGUUUCUACAGCAAUAAAAGUUGCUUUGUGGUGCAUACAGGAUGAGAUGUCCCUAAGACCAUCGAUGACCAAGGUAGUUCAGAUGCUGGAAGGAAUCUGCCCUGUCCCUCCACCUCCUUCUUCUCAAUUAGGGUCGCGACUUUAUGCAGGAUUCCUCAAGUCAAUAAGCGAUGAGGGCACCGGCACCGGCACCUCAUCAGGGCCUUCAGACUGUAACAGUGAUGCUUACCUUUCGGCUAUUAGGCUUUCAGGGCCAAGAUAGCACCCGCAUAAGGUGAAGCAGCAGUUUCAUUCAAAUUGAGGCCACCAGUGGAAGAACAUUAAUAUGUGCUGUCCUUUUUUGGUUCCCUGUACAUUCAUUAGGUUUUGUUUUUGCUUUUCAGGGAGAAAUUUUGCUAUGCUAGUCUUCACAAAGAUUGAUAUGAUGUUUGCACAUGCUUGCUUUGUAAAUCUAUGACAGAUAAUGUUUAUGAAUUUAUACAUGAUACAUGAUUCGAUUAGCAAAUA